This is a messenger RNA of Prunus armeniaca (apricot), 297 nucleotides long. NCBI's taxonomy places the organism in Eukaryota, Viridiplantae, Streptophyta, Magnoliopsida, Rosales, Rosaceae. The record is from the annotation of a GenBank genome assembly.
AUGCUAAGGAUUAGCGCAGGUCACACGACUAUAGCUCAAGCGCGCCUCAAGUCCGCUCGAGCGCCUGGGUUUGUGCAAAUUCCACCUCUCUGCCUCUCGAGCACCUCAUGUGACUGCUCAAGUGCUAGAGGUGUCACAUCCCGGGAUCGGCUCCGCCGUAGCAUGGUAUUGUCCGCUUUGGGCCCCCAUCUCUGCCCUCACGGUUUUGUUUCUGGAAGCUCACGAGCAAUUUCCCAGUGGGUCACCCAUCUUGGGAUUGCUUUAGCUUCAACUCGCUUAAUUUCGGAGUUCUCAUGA